CAUUUCCGAUUUUAGUUCAACCAAGAUGGCGGCGCCCAUGUGAACACGAUUUUUAAAAGUAGCUUUCAAGGAUUGUUUGGGUCCGUUUUCUUCCAAAUGAAUUUGUCAUCUUAUGUAAAAGGGGCUGUAGUUGGGAGUACCACCAUGUUGUGUAGGAGAUGCUCAGUCCUAACCUCAUCCACACUGGAAGAUUUCUCACGUAUGCAGAAACGAUACAUGAAGAGCUGGAAGAAAAGAGCGCAGGUCAUUGAGGAAAGGAAAGAACAAGUAUUUCAAUAUGUGAGAGACAAUGCUAAGCCUACAGAGAGACUGUAUGUAUGGGGCUGUGCGACUACAGGGUCUCUUGGUAUAUCAUCGUACCUUAAGCCAGCAAAAGGACAGAGUUUCAUGCAGUGUAUGAGGAGACCAGCACGGCUUAAAUUCUUUGACAAUUAUGAUAUCAAGGUUACAGAAGCAGCCUGUGGAUAUGGAUUUACUAUAUUUCUGGGAAAAAAAGGAAAAGAACAUUGUGUGUUUGGAACUGGGAUCAACACAAACUCGCAGAUAGGAUUUCAUAGAAUACAUAAUGACAAAGGAAAAGGACUUGAUUACAUCAUAGAACCAAUAAAGAUUGAUGUUCCGUUUGAUAACCCAGACACCACUAGUGUGACGCAGGCUGCCUGUGGACGUGCCCAUACGAUCUUACUAACAAACAAUGAAGGAGCUUUCAGUUUGGGAAACAAUGCAUAUGGCCAGUGUGGGAGAACCAUUGUAGAGGGAGAACUUUACAGGUACAGCUCACAGAUACAACAGAUUAGGGAUUUACCUGACAAUGUCACAAAGGUUGUCUGUGGACAAGACCACACCUUGUUUCUGACAAAGGCAGGAGAGGUAUACAGCUGUGGUUUGGGAGCUGAUGGACAGACAG
Pecten maximus is the source of this 907-nucleotide messenger RNA. Its product is annotated as RCC1-like G exchanging factor-like protein. Lineage: Eukaryota; Metazoa; Mollusca; Bivalvia; Pectinida; Pectinidae. The record is from RefSeq and is a predicted model, not a curated record.